Messenger RNA from Kwoniella shivajii, 3225 nucleotides. RefSeq names its product potassium/sodium efflux P-type ATPase, fungal-type. NCBI's taxonomy places the organism in Eukaryota, Fungi, Basidiomycota, Tremellomycetes, Tremellales, Cryptococcaceae. The record is from RefSeq and is a predicted model, not a curated record. Gene Ontology annotation, biological process: potassium ion transport; monoatomic ion transmembrane transport; sodium ion transport. Gene Ontology annotation, molecular function: P-type potassium transmembrane transporter activity; P-type sodium transporter activity; ATP binding. The transcript is spliced from 13 exons. The coding region runs from base 1 to 3225 and encodes 1074 amino acids. Gene Ontology annotation, cellular component: plasma membrane.
AUGUCGACCGAAAAAUAUACGACAAAUUCAAAUAACGCUGAAAAGUCAUUGCCUCGAGCUGAUACUGGGAACACAGCAGUUUCCCAGUCAUUACCUUUCAAACCUCAUACAGCAUCUUCAUCGAAAGUCUUAGAAGCGCUCAGUGGGAACGCCAGCAAGGGACUUUCCGAACAAGAUGUGCAGAAUAGACUGGCACAACAUGGCCCAAACAGGCUAAAACCACCCAAGAAGCCAAGUGUGUAUAAGAUCGUUCUAAGACAAAUCGGUAAUGCUAUGACUGUCAUAUUGAUUGCGGCUAUGGCUACAUCUUUCGGUACCAUGGACUACAUUAGUGGAGGAGUCAUCGGCGCUUUAGUUAUCCUCAACGUCAGUGUUGGAUCAUACACCGAGUGGCAGGCUGAGAAGACAGUAGCAAGUCUUGAAUCCGUCGGAGCACCUCAAGCCACAGUCAUCAGGUCUUCUGAUGGUCGGGAGAGUUCGACCAAAGUCAUCGCUGUCGAAGAUGUUGUCCCAGGUGACUUGGUAUUACUCAAAAACGGUGACAUCGUCCCUGCCGAUGGUCGUAUCCUAGACGGUCAUUGUAGUAAUCUGGAAUGUGAUGAGGCUUUCUUGACCGGUGAAAGUAUGCCUGUUGCCAAGCAAUCAGAUCCCAUUGACGAGGAAGAGUGUCCUGUCGGCGACCGAUUGAGCAUGGUAUUUUCCGGUGCCCAAGUUACCAAAGGACGAGCUCGGGUUGUAAUUACUUCCACUGGAAUGAACACCGAGAUCGGUAAAAUCGCUCAAGCUCUCGAUUCGAAAGCCAAAAAGACUGAAACCGGUUUUGCCGCCUAUUGGUAUAAAUUCAAGCUGGCUUACUUCUUACUUGGAUGUGCGAUCCUCAUCGCAAUCAUUGUUGUCGCAUCUACUGGAUUCAAGAGUGUACCACUAUCUGUAGCCACUUACGCUGUAGCUGCUGCUGUCUCGAUCUUACCAGCUUCAUUAAUCGCGGUUGUCAGUUUAACGCUAGCUAGAGCAUCAACUGAUCUUGCCCAAAGACAUGCUUUGGUAAGACGGAUGGACGCUAUUGAGGCUUUAGCUGGAGUAGAAAACGUUUGUUCCGAUAAGACUGGAACACUUACUGUCGGCCGAAUGGUCGUUCGUAAAUUCUGGGUACCAGCGCUUGAUCCUCGAGCCAACGACUCAGCUCCUCUGAAUACUACAAGAGGUCAAGCUUACUCUUUCGAGACUGGAUCGGACCCUUUCUAUCCUAGAGGUGAAGUCCGAUCAGACAGAGAAGAAAUUUCAGCUGGUGGAGCUGUUCUUGACUUGAAGAGAAAACCUCAACGCCAACCAUCUGGUGAUUCGACGAUGGAUCCUGAUGCUGCAGAAAUCGAUUUGCAAGAACAAGUCAUCUUAGUCGAUGAGCUCGAACAUGGCUUAAAAGAUUUAGCACUUUGUGCUUCUCUCUGUAACCAAGCUACAUUAUCUCGACCUACCGAUGGUGAGGGUCAAUGGGAAGCAAAUGGCGAUCCCACAGAAGUCGCACUUCAGGUUGCUGCUCAUAAACUUGGUCACGGUAAACCUUUCCUUACACAUUCAAGACCUCAAAACAAUAGAGCGGAUUCAGUUCGAUCUGGACAUAGUGGUAGACCACCUAUUGCCGGUUCAAGAGGUCAUUACGAACAAGUCAUCGAGCAUCCUUUCGAUUCCACCGUGAAACGAAUGUCGAUCGCCUACAGAUUCAUUCCUGAUGAUGGAAAAGAUUCACACGUUCAGUGUCUCCUGAAAGGUGCUGUCGAGCGAGUCUUCGAGCUUUGUACUCACGUAAGAGGAGAGACACUCACCGAUGAAAAGAAGAAAGAUAUCAUGGUUAAAGUCGAUGCUUUGGCUGCUCAAGGUCUAAGAGUUUUAGCUUUAUGUGGGAAACGAUUACCCGGUAAAUCAGUCGAGGAAAUCAAGAUGAUGCCGAGAGAUCAAUUCGAAAGAGAUUUCACAUUCUUGGGAUUAGCAGGUAUUUUCGAUCCACCAAGGAAGGAAUCACCUGGAGCAGUGGCAGAUUGUAUAAGAGCUGGAAUUACACCUAGAAUGUUGACCGGUGACCAUCCUGCCACUGCCACUGCAAUCGCACUCAAUAUCGGUAUCUUGGAGAAGGCUUAUGGCAAAGAUGCUGUCAUGACAGGUCAACAGUUUGAUGCUUUGUCCGAAGAGGAAAUCGAUAGAUUACCUGAGUUACCUCUGGUCGUCGCUCGUUGCGCUCCUGAAACCAAAGUUCGAAUGGUCGAUGCGAUCCAUCGAAGAGGCCAAAAGACUGUCAUGACAGGAGAUGGAGUGAACGAUUCACCUGCAUUAAAGCGUGCAGAUGUCGGAGUUGGUAUGGGAACUGGAUCAGAUGUGGCCAAACAAUCUGCCAGAAUCGUUCUCAGUGACGACAAUUUCAGCACUAUCAUUAGAGCCAUUAGGAAAGGACGAUCAGUCUUCAAGAACUUGGCAAAGUUCCUCUUGUACCUGCUUUCCGGUAACAUGGCGGAGAUUAUUGUUCUUCUAAUAGGUCUUGCUUUCAAAGAUGAAAAUGGUCAAUCUGUAUUCCCACUCUCUGCCGUUGCAGCCCUUUGGAUCAACACUCUUGCUGCUGGGCCUCCCGCUCUGGCACUCGGUCUCGAACCUACUGCUGUUGACGCAAUGGAUCAACCUCCCACAGCGUUCCAGCAAAUCUUUACACUGGAAUUCUACAUCGAUCUUGCAUUCUACGGUGUGUUGAUGGGAGCUUUAAGUUUGGCCAACUUCGUAAUCGUUCUUUGGGGUUACUUCCCCGGUGAUCUUGGUGUAAUGUGUAAUGAAGGAGAUUCAGAGAUCUGUUCACCAGUGUUCCAAGCUAGAGCAACUUGUUUCGCCACUUUGGUCAUCAUGCUCAUGAUUCAUGCUUUGGAAUGUAAACAUUUCACCAAAGGUAUAAUGCAAGUUCAUUUGGGCGAUAACAGAGUUUUACUUUGGUCUGUACUGGUUUUAGCUUUGGGUACAUUCCCUGUCGUUUAUAUCCCUGUGAUCAACGACAAGGUAUUCCUUCACGGUUCACUCAAAUGGGAAUGGGGUAUUGUUUUUGGCAUGAUCUUAGUUUAUCUUGGAUGUACCGAGUUCUACAAGUGGUGUAAGAGGAUCUAUUUCCGUAGAACACACGUAGAAGAGCCCACAAGAGGCUCUUCAGAUAAGACGUUGAGAAUGGAGAGUACUAUUGCGCCUCCCGUUUGA